Messenger RNA from Sesamum indicum (sesame), 1293 nucleotides. RefSeq names its product Leucine carboxyl methyltransferase (gene SBI1). Lineage: Eukaryota; Viridiplantae; Streptophyta; Magnoliopsida; Lamiales; Pedaliaceae. The record is from RefSeq and is a predicted model, not a curated record. Gene Ontology annotation, molecular function: methyltransferase activity. Gene Ontology annotation, biological process: methylation.
ACAAACGACGACGCCUCCGCCAGCAAGCUGUCUUGUGUUAAAAAGGGAUACAUGAAAGAUGACUACAUUCAUUUGUUCGUCAAAAGACCUGUAAGGAGAUCUCCAAUAAUUAAUCGUGGAUACUUUGCUCGGUAUGCUGCACUUAGGAAGCUUCUUUAUGAGUUCCUUGACUGUGGGAUGACUGGGGAUGAGAAAGGCAUCAGGAAGCAAAUAUUGUCUCUUGGGGCUGGCUUUGAUACGACAUUUUUUCAGUUGCAGGAUGAAGGGAAAGCACCUUAUCUUUAUGUGGAGUUAGAUUUCAAAGAGGUCACAAGUAAGAAAGCUGCCAUCAUCGAAAAUUCUACUCAGUUAAGAAGCAAAAUCAGUGAAGCAGCAUCGAUCUCUCAGGAAAAAGGGGAAGUGCUUGCCGAUCACUACAAACUCCUCCCUGUCGACCUGUGCGAUAUACAAAAACUUGAUGAAAUAAUUUCUUUGGCUAAUAUAGAUCCAAGUUUGCCAACAUUUAUAAUUGCAGAAUGUGUUCUUAUAUACUUGGAUCCAGAGUCAAGCCGUGCUAUAGUUGGAUGGGCUUCUAGAACAUUUUCUACGGCUGUAUUUUUUUUAUAUGAGCAGAUUCGUCCUGAUGAUGCUUUUGGGCAACAGAUGAUUAGAAAUCUGGAGAGUCGAGGAUGUGCACUAUUGGGCAUUUAUGCCACACCAACUUUACAUGCAAAGGAAAGACUUUUCCUUGACCAGGGAUGGCAGAGAGCUGUUGCCUGGGAUAUGCAGAAAGUUUAUAGCACGUUUAUUGAAGCCCAAGAAAGACGCAGGAUUGAACGGCUGGAAUUAUUCGAUGAGUUCGAAGAGUGGUAUAUGAUGCAGGAGCAUUACUGUGUGGCUUGUGCAAUCAACGAUACACUGGGUCUAUUCAAGAAUUUCGGUUUCCCCAAUGAGGAUAAUGCAACAGGUUCCCCUACCGCAACAACUUUCUGAGAGUACGUUACUAUUUCGAAGAAAUGUUUUCAAAUAGCCCAUCAUUAAGAUGACAAAAUCAUGUGUAUCUUGCGUGUGCCGACCCACCUUGGAUGUUUCAGUUUAGCAGAUAGUCUAUGAACCAGUUGUUUACUCCUAGUCGAGUCUUACUAUAAUGUGUGGAUCCCCCCUGUAUGUUUGUAAUUUGACUUAAAUGGAAAGAUCCCUUUUCUUUUGCUAGCUGUUUUGCAAAGAAAACGUGGUAGGGACCCCUUAGAGCACAACAAUGUCCAAUUUCAUGGGCCAGAGUGGUCUUUGUGGAAAAAAAGUACAAUUCUUGCA